Molecule: messenger RNA, 2987 nt
Organism: Coffea eugenioides
Lineage: Eukaryota; Viridiplantae; Streptophyta; Magnoliopsida; Gentianales; Rubiaceae
Product: receptor-like protein EIX2
Exons: 2
Coding region: 1-2886 (961 amino acids)
Molecular function (GO): protein binding
Source: RefSeq, a predicted model, not a curated record
AUGACGGUCCAGACAGGUAGAAUUGAUCUUAGUUGCCACGCAAGAGCAUAUUCAAACGUGAGUUGCUUUGAGAACGAGCGAAGAGCUCUCCUUGAGUUUAAGAAAGAUCUAAUUGACAAAUCAAAUCGCUUGGCAUCCUGGACCGGAGAAGAUUGUUGCUCAUGGGAAGGAGUUGGAUGUAGCAGGAACACUCGACAUGUGGUGAAACUUGAUCUGCGUAAUAAUGCUGCUUUUGAUCUUGAUCGAUUUUGGAGGGGGGACACGCAAAAUUAUGUGUCUAUCUAUGGUGAAACUUGUUUGGGAGGCCAGAUAAGUCCUUCGUUAGUGAAUUUGCAGCAUUUGCAUUACUUGGAUUUAACCUCGAAUUAUUUUGCAGGAAUUCGGAUCCCAGCAUUUAUAGGAUCAUUGAAAAACUUGAGAUAUCUCAACCUUUCUAAUGCAGGUUUCAAUGGGACAAUUCCUCCUCAAAUAGGAAAUCUCUCAACCUUAGAAUAUCUUGCCCUUGGUAAUAAAGCAGAAGGUUUUAGUUAUUGGAAAAGUGAUUAUUAUCUGUCCACUAAGAGUCUCUGGUGGAUCACUAGCCUUUCUUCCUUGAAACAUUUGGACCUCUCGGGAGCGGACCUAGGAGAGGCUCAAGACUGGUUGCAAGCAUUUAACAAGCUUCGUUUCUUAUCCUCGUUAACAUUACGAUUUUGUCGUAUUUAUUCCUUUCCUUAUAUUGCACACCUUAAUUUCACAUCUCUUACCUCACUUGACCUCCAUGACAAUGCAUUUAACUCCUCAAUCCCUCUCUGGUUGUUUAAUUUGACUUCACUGGUUCAUCUCGACCUCAGUUCCAAUAGUUUUUUUGGUCCAGUAGUUCCUCACAGCCUUCAGCAUUGGACUUCACUGAGCUACCUCGAUCUUAGCGGCAAUCAAUUCAAUGCUUCACUGCCCGAUUCACUUUUCACUUUGAACAAUCUCGUCCAUCUGGACUUGAGUGAUAACCAAAUCCAAGGCCCACUCCCCUUCGGCCUAGGCAACCUAACUUCUCUUUCCGUACUGGACAUGGGAGGUAACAAGUUUGAAGGCAAAAUCCCAAGUGCGAUUGGGCAACUUCGAGAACUCACCGAACUCGAUCUCAGUGAUAAUAGGUUCAAUGGUACCAUUCCAUCCUCUCUUUGGAGGCUGAGUGAGUUGAAAUCCUUGUAUCUAUCUGGCAAUCCAUUGAGCGGGGAGUUGCGUGACAUUCACUUUGCCCAACUCGCAAAACUGAAAGAGUUAGUAUUAUCCUCCACUCUACUUGCUCUGAACGUGAGUUCCUCGUGGGUCCCACCAUUCCAGCUUCACGCUAUAGAUACGAGUUCCAUCAAGAUGGGGCCCAAAUUUCCUCUCUGGCUUCAAACUCAGAAAAGAGUCGAAUAUCUGGGCAUGUCAGAUGCAAGCAUCUCAGAUACCAUCCCAGAUUGGUUUGAGAGAGUGUGUCAUGGUAUAAAAUCUUUGGAUUUCUCCAACAAUUACAUCACAGGGAAACCACCCGUGUGCAAAGGCAACAGUGGUUAUGAAUUUGGCAAAAUGUUUUAUUUGGAGUCCAACAAAUUCGAGGGGCCUUUGCAAUUGUUACCAACAGAUAUUGCUGGAUUGUAUCUUCAAAAUAACUCACUGCAAGGGAUUAUUCCACAGCCCGACAUCAACAUGACAUUGGAUAUUCUUCGAGUACUAGAUCUCAGUGAUAACCACUUCAUCGGCAGCAUCCCUGAUUCUUUGUGCAGCUUACAAAUGCUUGUUGUCCUGGAUCUUUCUAACAACCAGCUCUCCGGAAGGAUCCCUUCAUGCAUUGGUAAGCUUAAAACGUUGGGUGUGCUAAAUCUAGCAAACAACAGUCUCUACGGGCACAUUCCAAUUUCAUUGGGACAUCUCAAUUUUCUCCAGUCUUUGCACUUGGACCGAAACAAGUUUACAGGGAUGGUCCCAUUCUCUCUCAGACAUCUGGAAAAUUUGCAGUAUCUUGAUCUUGGAAAAAAUGGACUAGAGGGCAUUAUACCAGCAUGGAUUGGGGAUGAACUAUCUAGUCUGAAGAUCCUUGUGCUUGAAUCUAAUAAUUUCCAUGGUGACAUUUCCAUGAACCUCUGCAAAUUAUCAUCCCUUCGGGUUUUAAAUUUGGAAGACAACAACUUAACUGGACAUAUACCUCGCUGUUUUAACAACUUUACAGCAAUGACAUUGACAGAAUUGGACCCUACAGUUACUAGAUAUAUUGAAGAACUCUCACUUUUCGUCAAAGGUGAAAUGUUGAACUACACCUCAAGCAAUGUGGCAUAUGUUAGAUUCAUGGGGCUCUCGGGAAAUAAACUGAGUGGGGAAAUACCUGUCGAGUUAAUGUCUCUUGUUGGAUUGCAGGGUUUGGAUUUAUCUAGGAACCAUCUAAGUGGAAGAAUCCCAGAAAACAUUGGGAACUUGAGCCAACUUGAGUCUCUGGAUUUAUCCAAAAAUGAUCUUUCUGGUCCAAUUCCCCAAAGUUUGUCGAACCUAGAUUCUCUGGGCUGGCUGAACUUGUCGUUCAACAAGCUAACUGGUCGAAUUCCAUCCGGACGUCAUCUGCAGACAUUAGACGACCCAACCAUUUACAUGGGAAACAGUGGACUUUGUGGUGAACCGCUAGACAGAAGCUGCCCUGAUGGUAAAUCAAAUGCCGGAGAAUCUGAUGGUGACCAUGAAGAUGGCAAGGAGUCUUAUUUUUAUUGGUUUUAUGCUGGUUUGGGACCUGGUUUUGCUGUUGGACUCUUGGGAUUCUUCAGUGUCCUAUGUUUCAAAAAGUCAUGGCGCUAUGCAUACUUCGGAUUUCUGGAGAACUUGUUGAAUAAAGUAUCGGUAGAAAUUGCAUUGCUAAAAAGGAAGUUUGUUUGAUUGAUUUUACAUGCAUCAUGAAUUAUAUAGGAUGUAUGCUUCAUCUUAUUGUAAAAUAAUAAAGUAUAAAUAAGGCAUUUCCACUUCCUUUUUGGCGUGCA